CAGCAGAACAACACGUUGAAGGCCGCAAAACAUGAUGAUUUGGCCGGAAGUGUGUACGUGGAGGCACACUGCAUCUACGUCACAACAUUUACGCUUUCUUAUUUUUCUUGCCUUUCUCUUCUUUUUGGCUUGUCAACAGGUUGAAAUAAGUUUUUGAUCUGGGUUCAAACGGCGUAGUUGCACUGAAAGUACUAGCACACAUGCUAUUUUUGGGUUACCCCACUUUUCCCCUAAAGUAAAGUCUCCUUCCCUCACCCAACAGAGAAGCGUUGCUGUUUUUUGCUUGUUUACAGGUCACGAUGAGUAGAGAUGUUUUCUCGGUUUGCAUCAGAAAUCAUUUCAGUUUGUGAUUAGCAACACGUCAGGGAGGUUCCUUCUGAUUUUCCCCAAAGUGUUUUGUACAAGAAACGGAUAUAUUUGUUGGACAUAGUUUUUCAAUUUUCCACUCAUUAUUGAGUCACAAGGUGAAACCAAACAGGAUCUAUGAAUUACUCAAUUGCAGGACUCUAAUAAGAAAUAGUGAUGGCAAUAAUCACUAGGUUCCGAGCCCGUCUUCACAAUUUACAAUAUGUGUCGAAACUAGAUUCACAACUGCAAGCUGAAAAGACUGCACAAACAGUAUGCCUGCUGUCAAUUGUUCUACUGUUGCCCUAUUUUGCAAGAUGUCAGGCCUCCAUAUUGGUUGGACUGAUCUAUACAUGUCUUGUUCUUCCAAUGGUGGUUUCGGCCAAUUACAAAUAUCCAGUUAGCGCUUUCAAGGGAUUCACCACUCAAGUAUCUGAGUGGAGCCAAUAUUAUUUGAAUCCCACGUUGAGUUUUCUUUAUUGGAUGUAUGGGCCACUCAACAGACUUGAACAGUCAUACAUUAGACUAUCAAACAUUUUCACCAUGUCUAAUCAGCUGGUAUUCUUCAUGCUUUGUGACAGACUACUUGUACCUGAUCAGAAGGUGACCUCUCUUUACUCGUUGAUGUUCUACAAUGUGAUCGCCUACUGCAUAUCUUACAUCAAGGAGCUAAUAGAGAAAGAAGACUGGUCACCCUAUGUGAACAUGACUGAUCAUUCCAAUAUCAAGCAUCUGGCUAUGUCAGCCACAAAAAUUGUGCUAGAAUGGACCAAAGCCGUCACAUUCAUCAUAACUGUGGUUUUCAUGCUUCUAGUUUUCGGCCUAGAACAGGGACUUGAUAACUAUCGUCCAACAGUUUUCUACACUAUUUUCACGUGGCUCUACUAUAUGGCUACCGAAAAGGUCCUGGUGGAGUUGAUCAUAGGAUUGUCGAAAUUCCUGCAGUUACCAGUUUUCGAGAGUCUAGAAUCUCUAUGGAUAACUGUCGGCCUCAAGGCGUUCACUAUUGUGGUAUCGAUGGUAUUGACUUUACCACUCUUCUUCAUGAACCUUUAUCGAUUAGCUUUCGCAUCCCUCUAUCUCAAUGUUCAUCUUAGAUACAAAGAGAUGACAUUGAACUGUCUGAGGGAGUUGAACAUGGAAAGAGCUGUCCUGGGUCAAUACCGUUACGCGACAGCUGAGGAAUUGGCCGAAUUCGAUGACAUUUGUGCCGUCUGCUUGAGUUCGAUGCAAGUGGCUAGGAUCACUCCCUGUCAUCACAUAUUCCAUGGUGAAUGCCUCAGGCAGUGUCUGAAAACCUCCAAUAAGUGUCCCAUCUGUAAACGUGAAUUCAAAUUCGAUUAGUUCAUAGAUUGAGUGCCAAUCAGUCAUGAAAAACGUACAGAUAAAGUGACUCGUACUUCAAUUGGAAAUGCUGUUCGUUACCAGCGAUUUUGGACCUUCAAAACUUCUGACUCAAACUAUAGUCUAUUGUCAUGAAAGCUGAAAACUAACUUUUAUAUAGUGGUUUAAGAUCGGGAUUUUGUUGACAGCAAGUCAUUUAUUACAUUGGUGCCAAAGACUAUAAAAUGUCCUGUGCUUAAAUAUCGUGGGCUGCGUUUUUUAUUCAUGUGCUUCAUUAUUGGUAUACAAUGUGAAUUGAAUGACGUUUCAUGGUCUCAAUGUUUCGUUUCAAUGGGGUCGAAUAAUCCUGCAGUCUUUUACCGAUGCAAUCGAUUAGUACAGUGGCAAGAGCAACGCCCCCUUCAGAAUUGGUUGCACAAGUUGUGUCAGCAUAAAAUGUACCAGCCAAGAAAUUCAGGAAGGAUGUGGAACCUUCCAAACCUCAGGAGAGAAAACGGAGUAAUAAGUGUUCAAUGAGGCAUCCAAUCCGACAAUUAGGACAUGCAGCCAAAUGGUCUCUCCACCCUUUCAAGACGAAUACUGCUGUCUUGCCUAUUCCUGGAAUUCCUGAGUCAUGGAAUCGGUUCUCUGUCAUCUCUAAUAAUGAUUCUACUCAGAUGGAGGAUGUGUCCAUCAGUGAAGAAGAUGUUGAAAUCUCCUACACUGAAGGGUCUUCAUCUAUUCUUUGUGGGUUAUCAUUUGAGGAGACAGAGCAGGACAUCUGGGAAGAGACAAGACAUCAAAAUUAUAAUUUUCUUGCAAGGAGGGAGAUUCCAGUUGCUGAGAAUGAGAAGCGUUGGAUUGAACAAAAAAGGAGAAGAGUAAAAGAGCAAGAAUGUGAAUUUCAAAAGGCUGGUAUUUCAAGCAAUGUGCUGACACCACAAGGUGCAGGAAGUGUAGCUCAGUGUGUUCAGAGUGGGAGCAUUUCACAAAAUGAUGACAGCGUUUAGUAUAAGGAGCCGUGGUGUGCAAUGUGUGCAUUUCUGCUUCAGCUUGCACUUAUAAGCACCAUCAUCCUAAUGAGAACUCCCCCUCAUCUACACAACAGAUUGAUAAUCUGAUUGUUGAGGGGGAGUGACGUGAUGAAACAAAAAUUUGUCUUCAAAGAAGUGAAUUUUAUAUAUUAAAAAUUUAAUAGGUUACAUGACGGUAAUCUACAAUGUAUUGUGUUUAAGCAGAAUCUCUACUUAUAACUUUGAAGCAUUAGUUAUCGUACAUAAUUAUAUUUAUUAUUGAUAUAGUGUUAUUGAUUAUUGAUUAGGCUAUGUCUCAUUGAUUUUGUUGUUCAUGAACUAAAACUCUAUCAGUAUCGAUUAUUUUUUAUAUUAUUGCCAAUGAAACUUAUUUUGUGAGGAUACUUAUUCUUCCCCAUCCAUAAUGGUUUGGUUUCAUCAAGUUUUUUAUAUCAAAGACUUAAUAGCUUACAUAUUUCAUAAUUGAUUCAAGUGCAACAAUUUGUUUUUAUCCUGUAUAGAAAUAGGUUUUUCAUGUCAUUGUUAUAUUUUUGUAAAAUAAAGUAGUUGAAACAUU
Messenger RNA from Nilaparvata lugens (brown planthopper), 3258 nucleotides. RefSeq names its product E3 ubiquitin-protein ligase RNF139. Gene Ontology annotation, molecular function: ubiquitin protein ligase activity. The record is from RefSeq and is a predicted model, not a curated record. Lineage: Eukaryota; Metazoa; Arthropoda; Insecta; Hemiptera; Delphacidae. Gene Ontology annotation, cellular component: endomembrane system. The transcript is spliced from 7 exons. Bases 523 to 1689 code for a protein of 388 amino acids.